AUGGCCGCCUCCACCAUGUCCAUCUGCUCCGACGCCUGCACCCACGCCUCCUGGCAGGUGGACGACUGCCCAGAGAGCUGCUGCGAGCCCUGCGGCGCCCCCAGCUGCUGCCAGCCCCGCGGCUGCGCCCCCGCCCCCUGCCUCACCUUCCUCUGCUCCCCAGCGGGCUGUGCGUCCAGCCCCUGCUGCCAGUCCGUCUGCGCCAGCUGCUGCACACCCUCCUGCUGCCGGCCUUCUAGCUGCCAGCCCUGCUGCUGCCCCUGCUCAGCCUGCCAGCCGUCCUGCUGUGAGCCCAUGUGCCGUGAGCCCGUGUGCCAUGAGCCUGGGUGCUGCACACCUGUGUGCUGUGAGCCUCCUGUGUGCUGUGAGCCCGUGUGCUGUGAGCCUGUGUGCCAUGAGCCCGUGUGCUGCGGGGCUUCCUCCUGUUGCUGCCAGCCGUCCAGCUGCCAGCCCUGCUGCCGCCCCUGCCCGCCCUGCCCGCCGUCCUCCAGCGUGUCCCUGCUGUGCAGGCCCGCCUGCUGCGUGCCCACCUCCUCCUGCUGUGCCCCCUGCUGCCAGCCCGGCUGCUGCCGCCCGGCGGCCUCGGAAGCGCUGGCACCUGUAGAAAAUCCUGGAGGCGGGGAAGCUGAGGGCGCGGGGGUCGGCGGCCGCCAGCCGGAGGCCUUGCGCGCCGGGGGUCUGCACCAGCCGCACUCCAACCACAGCGCUCACUGCGGGGACGGCCUCCGCCAGGAUGUCCAGGGGGCCCAGACUGCCCCCACCGCCACGGCCCCACAGCCAUGGCCGUACGGCCACGGCCCCACUACCACGGCCCCACGGCAGACUCCCCGAGCACGGGGCCCAGCUCUGCGCUCCGUCCCCUCAGACCGUCCCCACCGCGGCACCCGGCUGCUGCCGCCCGGCGGCCUCGUGCGUGUCCCUGCUGUGCCGCCCUGCCUGCUCCCGCCAGGCCUGCUGUGGCGGCUCCCCGGGCCAGUGCAGCUGCUGAUGGAUGCGGCCCGGGGCCAGCGGGCUGGCCUGCUGAAUUGCCCCAGCACUGGGAGAGCCCGCCUGCUGCGUGCCCACCUCCUCCUGCUGUGCCCCCUGCUGCCAGCCCGGCUGCUGCCGCCCGGCGGCCUCGUGCGUGUCCCUGCUGUGCCGCCCUGCCUGCUCCCGCCAGGCCUGCUGUGGAACAAGCUCUUGCUGCUGAGUGAUCCCCAGAGCCUGGAGCUCAAGGCCUGGCGCCCCACCUCUCUGGCCAUGCCUCCAUGCCCAGCCACUCCUGCGUGCAUCAGCGCCUCCAGGGAAGCCCAGGCCACCCCGGCCAGGUGUGUGGAGAGUGACUGGAUGGGGGCACUGCCCAAGGUGUGGCCCCCAACACCCCCCUUGCUCCCGCGGAUGGGCCCCUGGCCCCCAACACCCCCCUUGCUCCCGCGGAUGGGCCCCUGGCCCCCAACACCCCCCUUGCUCCCGCGGAUGGGCCCCUGGGACCCAACACCCCCCUUGCUCCCGCGGAUGGGCCCCUGGGACCCAACACAGGAGGGCAGAAAUGCCAGGGAAAGCCAGAUGGCUCAGAAAGGGACUGCAAGUUCAGCUCUGGAUAACGUGGACAAUCAGAGAACCUUGCCAGCAACCCAGAGACGGCCGUGGGACAGGACCGCUGAGACCCGGCCGUCCUCUGACCCGGGAGCCACAGUGCUGGAGCCCAAAGAGGCCAUCACAAGCUGGCUGCACACAGGACCCCUGCGCGCACAGGACCCCUGA
Dipodomys ordii (Ord's kangaroo rat) is the source of this 1743-nucleotide messenger RNA. RefSeq names its product WAS/WASL-interacting protein family member 3-like. The record is from RefSeq and is a predicted model, not a curated record. Bases 1 to 1743 code for a protein of 580 amino acids. The transcript has 7 exons. NCBI's taxonomy places the organism in Eukaryota, Metazoa, Chordata, Mammalia, Rodentia, Heteromyidae.